This is a messenger RNA of Callorhinchus milii (elephant shark), 2628 nucleotides long. RefSeq names its product transient receptor potential cation channel subfamily C member 2a (gene trpc2a). Lineage: Eukaryota; Metazoa; Chordata; Chondrichthyes; Chimaeriformes; Callorhinchidae. Gene Ontology annotation, molecular function: inositol 1,4,5 trisphosphate binding; store-operated calcium channel activity. The coding region runs from base 1 to 2628 and encodes 875 amino acids. Gene Ontology annotation, biological process: manganese ion transport; calcium ion transmembrane transport; regulation of cytosolic calcium ion concentration. The record is from RefSeq and is a predicted model, not a curated record. Gene Ontology annotation, cellular component: membrane; cation channel complex. The transcript is spliced from 13 exons.
AUGGACAGUCUCACGCAAGAUAAUUGGCGGGAAAUCGCGAAUAAGAAAAUGAAGUUUCCGCCCUCUCUGAUCACCGCAAUUUAUGACGGGAAUUUGGCCAAAGUGUAUAAGCUUCUGCAGACCAGCGACGGGAUUCUCCGGCAGUUGGAUGACACUGAAGACCGCUCCUGGAGGGAAGCCCUGAACCUGGCCAUUCGUAUGAGCAAUGAGGACAUAAUGACCGCAUUACUGCGCUGCGUUAAGUUUGAUUUCCGUCAGAUCCACGAGGCCUUGCUGGUGGCUGUCGACACAAACCAGGUGCGUGUGGUGAAGCUGCUCCUGGAGAGGCUGGACCAGGAGAAGGGAACCAGUCACAAUAAGGUGGACAUUAUGUCCUUCUCUUUAGCGCUGUUUGAUCACUCAAUUGACAGCUCCCGCUUUGCUCCCGGUGUGACACCCCUGACCCUGGCCUGCCAAAAAAACCUUUUUGAAAUCGUGGAUCUCCUCAUGAAGAAAGGCCACAUAAUUGCCACACCUCACAAGAUCUCCUGCUCUUGCCCAGAGUGCCUGAAUGCACGGCAGUAUGAUAUGCUCAAGUUCUCACUAUCUCGCAUGAACACGUAUAAAGGUCUCGCCAGCAGACCCUACCUGUCCAUCGCCAAUGAAGAUGCCAUGCUCAGUGCCUUCAAACUCAGUAGAGAACUCAAGCAACUGUCAAAGAAAGAGCCGGAGUUUAAGCCUGAGUACCUGACCCUGGAGGACCUGUGUCAAGACUUGGCAGUUGAGCUGCUGGGAAUGUGUCGGAAUCAGAGUGAAGUUACGGCUGUUCUGAAUGAUUGUGGGGAUGACAACGCUGAUGAGUUGGACAACCAGGCCUUUGAGGAAGGGAUCCCUGACCUCGCCCGGCUUCGAUUAGCUGUGAACUACAACCAGAAGAGGUUUGUGGCUCAUCCCAUCUGCCAGCAAGUCCUGACGUCUAUCUGGUGUGGGAACCUGACCUGGUGGAGAGGCAGCAAAACCAUCUGGAAAAUAUUCAUCUCCACAGGAACCUUCAUCACAAUGCCCAUCCUCUGCCUCAUCUACUGGAUUGCGCCCAAAUGCAAGGUUGGACAAAUAGUUAGAACACCAGUCAUUAAGUUUCUUCUUCACUCAUCUUCCUACGUCUGGUUCCUAGUGUUUCUUAUUGUUGAGUCUAUUCUGGCUCAGGAGAACAGGGACAUUGCUGCAUCCAGAAAACAGCCGCUACAAGAGAACUCCUUUCAUAUGAUCUGGGUCGUUGGUUUCUUUUGGUAUGAGUGCAAGGAAGUGUGGAUUGAAGGCUUACGCAGUUACCUGUUAGAUUGGUGGAACUUCCUGGACGUAGUCAUCCUCAGCAUGUACCUGUCCUCCUUUGCUCUCCGCUUGGUGGUCACUGUGAGUGGACAACUCUAUUGUUCAACAAACCACAGCUCUCUGGAAUGUUACUACUUCACAGAGGCCGACAGACACACUUGGCAACAAGAAGAUCCUCAGAUCCUGGCGGAGGUGUUGUUUGCCAUCACCAGCAUGCUGAGUCUAGCCCGACUCACCUCCAUACUGCCCGCUCAUGAGACCCUGGGAACCCUCCAGAUAUCCAUCGGAAAAAUGAUUGACGAUAUGAUGAGGUUCAUGUUCGUGCUGAUGAUUAUCCUGACGGCUUUCCUCUGUGGUAUUAACAACAUUUACGUUCACUACGUCGAUCUGGAUCGUCUCGGAAAUUUUAAUGGGACGCUGCAGUUCCUCUUCUGGUCCAUGUUCGGCAUGGAGGAACCUAAAUCAGUGGACCUCUCACAGUUCAUGGUCGCUGAGGUUGUCGGUCGUGUUCUUUAUGGGAUCUUCACCAUCGUAAUGGUCAUUGUUUUGCUGAAUAUGUUGGUGGCCAUGAUCACAAAUUCCUUUCAGAAAAUUGAGGAUGAUGCAGACGUUGAAUGGAAAUUUGCUCGCUCGAGGCUUUACCUUUGCUAUUUCCGGGAGGGGCUGACUCUGCCAGUUCCCUUCAACAUCAUCCCAACACCCAAAUGUUUGUUUUAUCUACUUAGGUGGAUUUUGCGAGGAUUGUGUUGUAUAAAAUCCGCAAAACAGGACUACCCUCCACUGCCCACCUCUAUUCCCAAUGUUCCUAUGCAAAGUGACAAUUUCCGUGCGGAGAAAAGAGCAUCUUAUCGACUCCAGGUCAUUAGUACAUUGGUUCACAGAUACAUCGAGCAAUCCAGGCAAGAGUUUGCAGAAAAACAGAGGAAGGACCUGGGAAACCGUAUCACAGACCUGAGCACAUUUGUCGGACGCCUUCAGUCUGAAAUCAAACACCUGCGACAGAGCAUGGCUUCCGGAGGCUCUGCCGGGAAAUCUAACGAAGCUUCCAGCGUUUUGGGGAAAUAUAUCCUGGGAGCGCGCAAUCGCUUCCAAGAUCCCGAACCUGAAUCCGUGUCAAACUCAGACUCCGGAUCCCGGAAAACUUCCUUCAAGAUCACAGUCCAUCAGGAUUGUGCGGAGGAGCAAAUCGCAGCUGCCACCGGAGAGAGCGAUGAUGAUUCUUCAGAUCAGACUGACCAAGGAUUGGGUACCGAUCAAUCAUCACCCAGUUCCGACACCGCUUUCCCAACUGAGGAAUGUUCUGAAGAGGAGAAAUAA